Messenger RNA from Pipistrellus kuhlii (Kuhl's pipistrelle), 4642 nucleotides. RefSeq names its product TAL bHLH transcription factor 1, erythroid differentiation factor (gene TAL1). Gene Ontology annotation, biological process: regulation of transcription by RNA polymerase II. Lineage: Eukaryota; Metazoa; Chordata; Mammalia; Chiroptera; Vespertilionidae. The transcript is spliced from 4 exons. The record is from RefSeq and is a predicted model, not a curated record. Bases 596 to 1600 code for a protein of 334 amino acids. Gene Ontology annotation, molecular function: protein dimerization activity; RNA polymerase II cis-regulatory region sequence-specific DNA binding; DNA-binding transcription factor activity, RNA polymerase II-specific.
UUCCUUCCUUCCUUCCUUUCUUCCUUCUUUAUUUCUUAAUCAAUAGGAAGAAAAGGGUCCUGGAUAGAGCAAAUACCCGCCACCCCACAAUACCUUUUGGGUCCCCUCGGUCCCAACUCCAUUCAGGCAGGAAAAGUCUUUGAAAUGAGUUCUGGUUUCGUUUUGGGCUCAGGGACUGGGUCAUGAAGAGAAUGGGGCUCAGAGGUUUUGCUCCAAGGACUGAGUCUGAAAACUAGAUUCCCCUUUUCCAAUACACAUGCGCCCCCAUUCCCCUACCCCCACCCCCACCCCCCACACAGGCCAAGCUGCUGCAGACGGCUGCGGUUCCCGCCUGACCCGGUCCCGGAGCCAACCGCGUAGACAUGCCAGUGUUUAGCACACACACACUGGGUCACACUGAACCAGGCGUCCAGGCUGCAGGGUCCGAAGUGCCAGGCGGCCUGCUGCGGCGGCGGCGGGGCUGUUGUUGUGGUUGGACUCAAUAGCUAUCCCUGAUUGGUCAGGUGCAGGCUCUUCUUUAUGGGGAGGGGGAGGCUUCGAGCACCUGCAGAUGGGGGGCGGAAAGCAGCUCGCGGUUCCCUGGGCUAGCUAGGACAUGAGGAUGACGGAGCGGCCGCCGAGCGAGGCGGCACGCAGUGACCCCCCGCCGGAGGGACGGGAGGCGGCCGAGGCCCGCAUGGCCCCCCCGCACCUGGUGCUGCUCAACGGCGUCGCCAAGGAGACGGGCCGAGCCGCCUCGGCCGAGACCCCCGUGAUCGAGCUGGGCGCGCGCGGCGGCCCGGGGGGCGGCCCCGCCGGCGGGGGCGGUGCCGCGCGGGACUUAAAGGGCCGCGACGCGGCAGCAGCGGCCGAAGCGCGCCACCGGGUGCCGACCACCGAGCUGUGCAGACCUCCGGGGCCCGCCCCUGCGCCCGCGCCGGCCCCCACCCCGGCGGAGCUGCCCGCCGACGGCCGGAUGGUGCAGCUGAGCCCGCCCGCGCUGGCGGCCCCUGCCGGCCCCGGCCGCACGCUGCUCUACAGCCUCAGCCAGCCGCUCGCCUCGCUCGGCAGCGGGUUCUUUGGGGAGCCAGAUGCCUUCCCUAUGUUUGCCACCAACAACCGAGUGAAGAGGAGACCCUCUCCUUAUGAGAUGGAGAUUACUGAUGGUCCCCAUACCAAAGUUGUAAGGCGCAUCUUCACCAACAGCCGGGAGCGAUGGCGGCAGCAGAAUGUGAAUGGGGCCUUUGCUGAGCUCCGCAAGCUGAUCCCCACUCACCCCCCAGACAAGAAGCUCAGCAAGAAUGAGAUUCUCCGCCUGGCCAUGAAGUACAUCAACUUCCUGGCCAAGCUGCUCAAUGACCAGGAAGAGGAGGGCACCCAGAGGGCCAAGCCUGGCAAGGACCCCAUCGUGGGAGCUGGCGGAGGAGGUGGCGGGGGAGGCAGUGGUGCACCUCCAGAUGAUCUCCUGCAGGAUGUGCUGUCCCCCAACUCCAGCUGUGGCAGCUCCCUGGAUGGGGCAGCCAGCCCGGACAGCUACACAGAAGAGCCUGCACCCAAGCACACAGCCCGCAGCCUCCAUCCUGCCAUGCUGCCUGCCACUGAUGGAGCAGGCCCUCGGUGAUGGGCCUGGGACCAUCCUGGGCCAGCCAGGAGGGUGCCCUCAGGCCGCUGGGACGGUGGACUUCAAGGCAGUUGGGCAAAGACUGGGCAGCUCUGAAGUAGGGCAACAGACUUGAACUUUCCCCGAUGCCUGGACUUUGGGAAGCCCAAAUUGCCCUGGGGCUGGCUUUUCACUUCCUGCCUCAGUAGGAGAAUAGAAAAUGGAGCAAAGUGGUAGGUACUUUUUAUGAAGACGGCACGGUCUUGCCCCUUCCCCAAAUCCCUAAGACUUCUCAUGUCAGAGGCUUGAGUGGCGCUGCUUUUGGCCUGGAGCUUGGGAGCCCUGUCUUUGCAGAGACCUGGGGUUGUCAGCUCUCACCUGAGGCAACCAGCAAUCUCUGCCUUGCCUCUAGCCCCUCCCAAGCAGGCUGGGGUGGCUUUGGUAGCCACUCUACCCAAAUAUAUAGGUACCCAAUCGCUGCCCAUUUCUUGAGCCCCAUCUUCACCCAGGCCCACGUUGGUCCAUUCAGCUUGCCAACUGCUGCAGAGUCAAGACUCAAGGUGCCUUCUUCAGGGCCUGGUUGAAGAAGACGGCUGGUGGACCACCUGCUCCCGGUUAGAGGGGCAGAAAAGCCAGGGGACCGAAGCUUUGCUUUCUCCCCACUGACAUUUGCCUUCCUAAUCCUUGUAACUGUGGGGACUGAGUCUGCAGCUGUGAGCAUGUCCUUUGGGCUUUUGGUGAAGGCAGAGAAAGGAAAAAAUGAGUAGAGGGAAUUGAGCAAACGCUGUUUGGGGCUCGUGGACUUCAAAUCCUGGUAGUGUCUCAGAGCUACUCGUCACUGUUCCAGCGGUGAGCAGAUGCCAGUGUGCUGAUGGAUGGGCAUGUGUUGGUGCUGAGAGGAGAUGGGAGCCCCAUCUGUGUAUUCUCCAAGAUGCUCAGAGAUCCCGCCCCACUGCAGGAUGUCCGUUAGCUAAUGGUCUGGUCGGGGUAUUGAGUGGAACUGAGCACACACUCCGUCCUAGGAAUUCCUGGCAUUUGGGAUUUUUUCCUGGCACUUGGGAUUUUUUUUUUUUUUUUUUUUUUUUUUUUUUUUUUUUUACUUCAGUUGUUGGUGGGAUCUUUAGGUAGAUAUGACCCAGGAUCCAGCUCCACUUCUAGGACAUGGGAAAUGCAGUCAGAGAUCAGGCCCCAGCUGGGACCCAAACGGAUGCACAUUCGUUCUGAGCAGAAUCUUAAACACCCUUCGUCCAUGUAGCUUUCAGUCAUCAUGGGUGUGAAUGGGAGGCUAGCUUAAUGCAAUAGGAGUGCCCCCCUCCAAAAGUUGUACAUGACAUUUUUGUAAAUCAAAUCCUUAUACUUAAUCUUUUAAAGAAAUACUACUACAAGUCCUUUUGUAAGUGAAGAAUCCUUUUGUAGAGUGGACCUCUGCCCCUCGUUGAUCUCCUGUGUCAAUCAAGUGUCGGGGUGUGGUUUUCUUAAGGCUAGGCCUGCCUGUGACCCGCAUUCAAGCCCAUGGGACAAACUGCACACAAGCCCUUCAUACCUGUCAUUGUACCCUCAAGUCACCCUAGCUGUCUCUCCCACCAGGCUCUGACUUUGAGGUCAGAGGGGAAUGAUCCAAUGGCCCAGCCCUGUCCAUGGCCACGUGGGAGAUCUUCACACGUUUUGGGUUUCAGCUCAGGCCUCAGCCUCACUGUGAUGGGGCCUCGGGGACAGCCAUAUGCAAACAGGGAAUGACCCCUGCUCCCCUCCUUUUCCUUUUAAGUUGUGAGGAUUGGGAACACUGUGGUUAACCUUUGUAGCUCUCUGUCUGUCUCAUGUCAGCUGCCCCAAAUCAUAUUUUAAUGAAUGUUAGGAUGAGUUCCUUUCCAGUACUUGGAAGCUCCUGUGAGGCAUCCCAUCUGUAAAGAUGGAACACCUGUCCUAAGGCGGUGCUUGCUUCGGGGCCACAGUGCGGAUGGGUGGAUGGGCUUUAGGAGAUGGAUCACACAUUCUGUCAGGAACUCAAGCUUCUGGCUCCCUUUCCUCUCACAAGUUAUUUCUAAGUGUCAGUUUCCCAUCAAUACCCUGGCCCUCUGCCCCUAGGACUGAAUGGACAUGAAAGUAGAAGCGUUCUGAGACCAUAAAGAACUUGGUUGCCCUUAAUCCUGAGGUGGGGUUUCCAACCCUUAGUUCAAGGUCUAGGCAGUCGGCCAGGUUGCUUGACCACACAGCUUGGGAUAAUGUAGGUUCUGUCCCACUUUUGCCUGAGUUAUCUAGAUUGUUCUCAUUUCUCAUAAUUGACCUCAUUUCUGGCUCAUUCCAAGGCAAGGUACAGGAAUGAGAAUGCAUGAGAUACGGCAAGAUGGGAAGAAUAUGUAAAAUGUAAUGCAACCACCUAACACAGGCCUGAGUAGGGAAGCACAGGGCUUUAGGUUUUUGUAAGAACUAGACAAGAUCCAUAUUUUAUUUUCAUUUCCAACCCUUCAACCCCAUCAUACCCUCUCCCUCCCCUGCUUCCUCCUCACCUAUGAAGAAAUAGCAACAUUCCAAGAAUAAUAUCUGUACAAAAGGGAAAUCAUGGGAAGAUUUAAAAACAUGAGAAUAAAAAUGAUGGGGGACUCCCAUCUUUUAAGAAAAAUGUAUAUUCUUUUAUUUGUAGUGGCAAACGACAAGAUGGUACAACCUUUAUCUUUUUCCAAAAAAAACCAAGGGCACAGAAUCUGUAGUCAGCCUACAACUAUCUCGGCCUUUGGGGGGUGGUCUGGUCGUACUUGUGAUGCCAGUGGUACGUGGCCCCCACUGAAGGCUUGCCCCUGCCCAUGUACAUAGCGCAGUGUUCCUGUGGGCGGGCCCAGCACUUUCCGUCAAUGUUGUACUGUACGUGAUGAACUGAUGAAUUACGUUGGUCUCUGCAUUUUUCUGCAGAAGAGGAGUAAUCGCUCCAGGUACCUGACCUUUGUACAGCCCAGAGGCCAACACUGUGGGCGUGUGACUCUAGCGACAAAACCCAUGUGGUGGUGAUGUGUGUGUAUAUAUAAGGAUAUAUUGGGAAGAUUUCUAAAUAAAAGUUUUACAAAGGGG